Molecule: messenger RNA, 2025 nt
Organism: Lathyrus sativus (Indian pea)
Lineage: Eukaryota; Viridiplantae; Streptophyta; Magnoliopsida; Fabales; Fabaceae
Source: the annotation of a GenBank genome assembly
AUGGCACCCUUGUUCAUCCAAAUUCAGAGGUGGAUGAUGCAUACAAAGGUGUGGAAAUUUGUUGGCUUUGCAUCAUCUAUUGUUGGAUUGGUUUGUUAUGUUCUAAGUUCUUCCUUCAACCAUCUGUUUGGAAAUUGGAAUUUCAUGAAAAUAUUUCUUAACACCAUUUUCAGUUUCAUAAUUUGUCUAAUUAUUUUGUUUGCAAGAACAUGGCGAGACUCAAGAAGUCUUCGGUUCAAAGCUCAUUCAGCAUUUAUGGUAUUGGUAAUUACCUCUUUCUAUUCUUUUUUCUCCGAUAAAGUUAUAACAGGAAAACCAGAUGCAUAUAGUUCAAUUUCAUAUGCUGCCUUUGCUCUCAUGUCACUUAGCUUAUCAAGGCAACUUCAGUGUGGAUUUGAAGUGGAUCUUAUGUACUUUUAUCUAGGAUGCUUAAUUGUACAACUCAUGAAGUUUAAUUUAUUGUUAGCUAUUGCUGGAGUUUGUUACAGCUACUGUCUUAUUAUUCUUCGCACUUCUUUCACUUCCUUAAAUGGGACAUCAGAAAAUCAUUCUCUUGGACCCGAAGAACAACUAGUAGUCAUUCAAGUUGAUUCACAAGAACGAGAAAAUAGCAAUAGUGGUUGUGUCCUGCAACACUUUUAUACAGAUUUCGAACGGAUGUUGCAACAGUUUCUAACGUGUAUGAAAGAGUUACAGAAAAACAAUUCAAACAUUGAGAAAAUGCUUUUGGAACAGGUGAAAGGUAACUAUAAAUUGGUAGUGGCUGACCACAACUUCAUAAUUGAUGCUCUUUCACAUGAAACAAUUAAUAACCUUCAAGAAACAGCAAAAUUAAUGGUUGAUGCUGGAUUUGAGAAAGUGUGCUACGAAGCUUACAACACUUUUCGUAAAGAAUGGUUGAAAGAUUUACUAAAGAAUAAGUUAUUAAGAUUGGGAAAGAUGGGAUUUCAAGAUUACGUAAUUGGAAGAUGGAUAAAAACUUCAGAGGUUGCUCUUAGAGUAUUAUUUCCUAGUGAGCGCCGACUCUACAAUUGUGUCUUCUCGGAUUCAACAUCUGCUUCUUCUGAUCUCUAUUUCUCAGAGUUAUGUCGUGGAGCAACGAUUGAACUUCUGAGUUUUGCAGAUUCGUUUGCAAAUCGAAGCCCCUCAGCGUGGCGUUUGUUUAAAAUCCUCCACUUGUUAGAGACGCUGUGUGAUCUAAUUCCCGAAUUUGAAUCAUUGUUCCAUGAGUCUUUGGUGAAUGAAGCAAUAAAAAUUAAGAGUAGAUUGGGUGAAAUAUGUAGAAGCAUUUUCAUGGAAUUCGGGGAUAUGAUAUUCCUUACAUCGGAUGCGGAGUUUGAUUGUUGGGUUGAUGGUGGCGUUCAUCCAAUGACCUGCGCGGCCACUGGCUACAUUGUUAUGGCUUUUUGGACAAGAAAGAACCUGGAGCAAAUUUUAAGAGCACACUCCAUGGUUGUUACUGAUGGAGCGGGAACAUCUUUAUUCUAUUCGCAGAUGGAGUUGAUAAUGAAGCAAUUUGAGAGAAAACUAGAAACUAAGUCAGAAGCUUAUGAAGAUCCUGCUUUGCGCUAUCUUUUCAUGAUAAACAAUCUAUGUCACGUUAAGUGCAGAUUGGGGACUUUUUGGGAUGAUAGGUUUUGUAUAAACAUGAGAAAAUACUUUGAAUUCUAUUGUAGAAGUUCUUGGAAUAAGGUGAUAAACUUUUUGGAUAUGGAUAUAAAAGAGUCAGUGGCACCUAAUUCUGAAAUAGAUUCAAUGAAAGAAAAACUAAAUUUGUUCAAUCAAAAAUUCAAGGAGGUGAGUGGAAUACAGUCUAAAUGGCGUGUUUUUGAUGAGCAGCUAAGGAAACAAAUGAUAAUGUUCAUAGAAAGCAUUUUGUUGCCGGCAUAUGAAAACUUCGUCAGUAUGUUUCGGAAUGUUGUUGGUAAAAACGCUGCCGACUAUAUAGAGUAUGAAAUGUCUGAUAUUCAAUAUCAACUCAAUCAGUCAUUUUUAUUACAAGAUGUUUGUCGAAGAAUCAUAUGA